CUUGCAAAACUUAUCAAAUGUGUUCACUUGGAUGUGGUCAAAUCCUCAAUGGGUACUCUACAAGGAUGUGCAUCCGAACAUAGCUAUCAGCUCGCUAUAAGAACUGAAGGAAUGGUUCCAGAUAUUGUCAAAUACCUUUCUUCAGAUGACAGAGAAUUGCAGAUGCAUUGCGCUAGCUGUCUUUUUAAAUGUUCCGAAGAUAAGGAAACACGUAUAUUGAUUAGAAGAGCUGGAGGUUUGGAACCAUUAGUGGCAAUAAUAAAAGAUCGAAAAUUGCGAGAUGAUAAACCAUUGAUAGCUGCGGCGUCCGGAGCAAUAUGGAAAUGCGCUGCCAAUGACGACAACAUAAAUAAGCUGGAUCAGCUCGGGACAGUUUCGGCACUAACUGCUUUAUUAACUGAAGAAAACGAAGACGUAUUAACAAAUGUUACAGGCGCCUUAUCAGAAAUGUUACGAUUUAAACACAACGUAGAUAACUUGAGACAAGAAAGAGGAAUACCUCAUUUAGUGAACCUAUUGAAGAGUAUACAUAACCCAUUACUUGAGAAUGUUCCACUUGCAUUAGCCCAGUGUGCCAAAGAACCGGAUGCCAUGGCCAUCAUUGAAGAAAUGGAUGGCGUUCGAUUAAUAUGGUCAAUUUUGAAAAAUGUCGAUGUGAAAGUAAAAGCAAACGCCGCUUGGGCUUUAAGACCGUGCAUAGAAAACGCUACGGAUUCAGGCGAAAUGGUAAGAAGCUUCGUAGGCGCUCUAGAACUGGCCGUAUCGCUUCUAGAUUCAAAAGACACUCGAGUACUCGCCGGUAUUUGCGCUGCUAUCGCCAUCAUCGCGACGGACGUUGAAAAUUUGGCCGUUAUGACUGAUCACGGAGUUGUAGGAAAAUUGGCAAGAUUAGUUGGAACCACUGAUGAAGGGUUACGAGAGUAUUUAGCAGACGCUAUUGCUAACUGCUGUGGUUGGAGCAAUAAUCGAAUUUUAUUCGGUAAGUUGGGCGCGAUUACACCAUUGGUAGCCUAUAUGGCUGCAGCGGACCAGCCUAGAGUUCAUAAAACUACAGCUCUUGCUUUGUGUCGCCUGAGUGAGGACCCUUUCAACUGCAUCACCAUGCAUCAGAGUGGUGUGGUUCCAUUUCUAUUGGAAACGGUCAGUUCUGAAGACACAGCUUUGCAAGACGCGUCUGCAGGUUGCUUAUGCAAUAUAAGACGCCUGGCCUUGGCCGCCGAGAAAUUCAAAUUAAGACUUUAAUGCUAUUAAAAGUUACAAGCAUUAUCUUUCAGUAUUUUUUGUACAAGAUUUCUAAUUAUUGCAUUUUACAGUACGUUC
This is a messenger RNA of Ctenocephalides felis (cat flea), 1320 nucleotides long. RefSeq names its product armadillo repeat-containing protein gudu (gene gudu). The annotation marks the transcript as partial. NCBI's taxonomy places the organism in Eukaryota, Metazoa, Arthropoda, Insecta, Siphonaptera, Pulicidae. The transcript is spliced from 8 exons. Gene Ontology annotation, molecular function: protein binding. The record is from RefSeq and is a predicted model, not a curated record.